CCAUCAGCAGACAUGAUGAGUGUGACGUUGUGUCUGAUGUCAGUCCUUUUUGGAUGGCUCUCUCUAUGCACUGGACAGCAAGAUGGAAAUGAAUGUGCAUUAUCCAAUGCUAAGACGUGUGGACAGUGUAUCCAGGUGGGAGAGCAGUGUGGUUGGUGCACGGAUAUCAAUUUUUCAUCCAGUCGGUGUGAUGAGGUUGCGUCUCUGAUUAAAAAAGGUUGUUCUGAAGCCAGCAUCGAAAACCCCCAUGGAAGUGUCCUCAUUAACAAGGACAAACCCGUCACCAACCGUCAGAAAGACGUGGCCGAGAAACUGAAGCCAGAUGAGAUCACGCAGAUCCAGCCUCAGAAGCUCACGCUUAACCUGCGUUCAGGUGAGGCACAGAAGUUCUCUCUGAAGUUUAAGAGGGCGGAGGAUUACCCCAUAGACCUUUACUAUCUCAUGGACCUCAGCUACUCCAUGAAAUCCCAUCUGCAGAACGUUAAGAGGCUUGGAACUGACCUAGCUCGCGAGAUGCAGGGCAUCACCUCAGACCUCCGAAUCGGUUUCGGGUCAUUCUUAGAGAAGAUGGUCAUGCCUUUCAUUAUCACCACUCCCCAGUGGCUGGAAGAUCCCUGCGCCCCCUUGAAAUGCAUGACCCCUUUCAGCUACCGGAAUGUUCUGAGUCUGACCAGUAACGGCCAGGAGUUCUCUCGCACCGUCAGUGAACAGCGGACAUCUGGAAACCUGGACUCCCCAGAGGGAGGGUUCGAUGCCAUCAUGCAAGUGGCAGUUUGCAGGGAGAACAUCGGAUGGAGGAACGUGACCCGUCUGCUGGUUUUCUCUACGGACGCUGGCUUCCACUUUGCUGGAGACGGAAAACUGGGGGGGAUCGUACGACCCAACGAUGGAAAAUGUCACCUGGAGAAUAACGCUUACACCAUGAGUAGUUACUUUGAUUAUCCUACUAUUUCACACCUGGCUGACAAACUGAGUGAAAACAACAUUCAGACUAUUUUUGCCGUGACAGAAGAAGUCCAGCCUCUAUACAAGGAACUGUCCAAGCUCAUUCCAAAAUCAGCUGUUGGAGCAUUAUCUGUGAACUCCUCAAACGUCAUCCGGCUGAUCAUCGAUGCCUACAAUUCUCUGUCGUCUGAGGUGAUUCUGGAGAACAGCAAGCUGCCUGAGGGCGUGGCCAUUUCUUUCCUCUCCCACUGCAAAAACGGACGCAGUGAAACUGGAGAGAAUGGGAGGAAAUGCUCAGAUAUCUCCAUUGGAGAUGAGGUGAUGUUUGACGUAGCGAUCACAGCUAAGGGUUGUCCGGGUCAGGGUAAAUCAGAGACCAUAAAGAUCAAACCACAGGGCUUCACAGAGGAGGUGGAGAUCGUUCUCAACUUUAUCUGUGAGUGUGAGUGUCACGAGACCGGAAUCCCCAACAGUCCCCUCUGUCACCAUGGUAACGGCAGACUGGAGUGCGGCGCCUGCAGGUGUAAUGAAGGCCGCGUGGGGAAAAGUUGUGAGUGCAGUACAGACGAGGUAAACACAGAAGAUAUGGACGCCAACUGUCGCAUGAAUAACGGAACAGACAUCUGCAGUAACAAUGGCGAAUGCAUCUGUGGAACGUGUGAGUGUAAGAUGAGAGAGAACCCAGCCGAGAUCUACAGCGGCAGGUUCUGUGAGUGCGACAACUUCAGCUGCGAGCGGUCCAACGGAUCACUCUGUGCAGGUCACGGCCGAUGUGAGUGCAGGGUGUGUAUCUGUGAUGCUAACUACACAGGCAGCGCGUGUGACUGUCCUCUGGACCCCACCCCCUGUCUGGCUGGGAACGGUCAUAUCUGUAACAGGCGUGGCACAUGUGAAUGUGGCGUGUGCAAAUGCUCCGACCCAAAGUUCAAGGGUCCGACCUGCGAGAUCUGCGACACGUGUCCUAAUGUUUGCAUGGAGAUCAAGGACUGUGUAGAGUGCCUUGCCUUUAACAGCGGCGUGAAAAAGGACACGUGUGCUCAGGACUGCAAUCUGUUUAAGAUUACGAAGGUGAAGGACAAAGACAGUCUUCCUCGGCUUACCGACCAGACCUGCAAACAACGGGAUGUCGAUGGCUGCACACUCUACUUCGCAUUCUCUGCCCACGGAGACACGCCCACCGAGGUGUAUGUGGCUGAGACACGCGACUGUCCCGUUGCUCCUGACAUCGUUCCCAUUGUGGCGGGCGUGGUCGCAGGCAUUGUUCUGAUUGGUCUGGCUCUGCUGCUUAUUUGGAAGCUGCUCAUGAUUAUUCAUGACCGCAGAGAGUUCGCCAAGUUCGAGAAGGAGAAGAUGAAUGCAAAGUGGGACACUGAAGUGAAUCCAAUCUACAAGAGCGCAGUUACGACAGUGGUCAACCCUAAAUAUGAGGGCAAAUGA
Molecule: messenger RNA, 2382 nt
Organism: Chanos chanos (milkfish)
Lineage: Eukaryota; Metazoa; Chordata; Actinopteri; Gonorynchiformes; Chanidae
Product: integrin beta-1-like
Exons: 16
Coding region: 13-2382 (789 amino acids)
Biological process (GO): integrin-mediated signaling pathway; cell-matrix adhesion; cell-cell adhesion
Cellular component (GO): synapse; cell surface; integrin complex
Molecular function (GO): fibronectin binding; C-X3-C chemokine binding; laminin binding
Source: RefSeq, a predicted model, not a curated record